This is a messenger RNA of Strongylocentrotus purpuratus (purple sea urchin), 987 nucleotides long. Its product is annotated as zinc transporter ZIP1-like. The coding region runs from base 1 to 987 and encodes 328 amino acids. The record is from RefSeq and is a predicted model, not a curated record. Gene Ontology annotation, biological process: zinc ion transmembrane transport. Gene Ontology annotation, molecular function: zinc ion transmembrane transporter activity. The transcript has a single exon. NCBI's taxonomy places the organism in Eukaryota, Metazoa, Echinodermata, Echinoidea, Camarodonta, Strongylocentrotidae. Gene Ontology annotation, cellular component: plasma membrane.
AUGGAUAUCGUUGCUCUGAAAGGCCUAGGUAUUGGAUUGCUCUUUGUGUUAGCAUUUGUUGGAGGAUUAAUACCACUAUGCUGUAUCAGAUCCCAUUCGCAAGGAAUGGCAGAAAGCGCCAUCACAAGACGUGUUAUCAGUCUACUAAACUCAGCCGCGGCUGGAAUAUUCUUGAGCAUCGCACUCGUUCAUCUCCUUCCAGAUGUGAGGAUGAUUUUCGACAAGGCGCUGAACAUCACUCACGGCGGUGAAGUAGAAGGGGGCGGAAUGGCCAUGGGUUUCGACUGGGCUGGCUUCACGGCUGGUGUGGGCUUCCUGUUCGUUGUGUUCGUGGAACAGUUGAUGAUGUGGUGCCUGGAGAGCUCAGAGAGAACUGAUAAUACCGCAUCUGACACAUCUCACCUGGUGAAGUCCACAACCAGAGAGUCGGACACCGAUGGCCAUGGCGAAUACGGGGCGUUGCGUGAACGAUCGCCUUCAGAGUGUCAAAGCGAAGCAUCGAUUACCGUCCAACGAGGCCUGGACGACCUCCAGCCCCUCACUUCCUUCCGAGCCAUCGUCCUCCUUGUUUCACUCUCCUUUCACGGCCUCUUCGAAGGGCUAGCCCUUGGUCUUCAGCUUGAGGAGCAGGACACCAUAGACCUGUUGAUUGCCAUCUCUAUCCAUAAGGGCAUCGAGAGUUUCACCGUUCUUCUUCGGUUCGCUCAACUACCAGGACGGGAUGUUCUCAAGUGGAGUAGCCUCGUCAUCUUCUCUCUCACGUCCCCAAUCGGCAUCGGUAUCGGCAUUCCACUCGCUGAUCCGUCCGUCAACGCUGAUGCUCUAUUAGUCAAUGGUAUCCUACAAGGUUUAGCCACUGGGACAUUUAUGUUUGUGACGUUUGUGGAACUUCUCCCUGUUGAAUUAGCGGGGAAAGAUGAUCGGCUGCUGAAAUGUACUUGUCUAAUAGCUGGAUUUGGACUGAUGUGUGGUUUGACGCAGAUUUAA